AUGUUGGACGAGCUAGAUAAUGUCUUCGACGACCAUCCGUCGCUGGAUGCGUCACUCGAGGACUUUGAGCAUAGCAAUGCGCACCGCUCGCCGCUGUUCGGUAUGCCCUCACAGCACUCGGGCUUUCGAUCUGAAGAAUCCGACGAUGAAAUCGAGGAACCAGGCGCAAACGAGCGCUGGUCGCCACCCGGCGUGCGCCGGCAAGAUUACGUUCGCAGUAGUGGCUGGUAUCGUCACCAGCCCUAUCAGCGCAAAGGCAAUCUGAAUGAGCGCUUAGAACUGCGACCAAGCAUGGGUCUUAGCAUAUCACCAUCGCUGUCGCGCGAGCCUAGCCCACAGUAUGAAGAUGCGGUCGAGGACCCGACGAAGGGCAAAUCAAAUGAUGAGGAUCCUGAUAUUACGGCUGCUGUCAAUGUGCCCCUCCCGGUGGGUGCAGGAACCCCACAGACCGGACGAUCCCCCAGUCCCCCACCGCAGAACAAGGCGGCGCAUACCCAUGCUGAGGAGGAGGGGUUAAGUUUUGGAGCGGAAAAUCUGAGUAAUUUGCGCGCUGAAGUUCAGCAUCGCGAACCCAUUGCUGCCCUGUGCAACUACAUGCGCAACAAGUUCGAUCGCAUUACCAGCACCAAAUCCAAUACCACACUGUCCAUCGUUGUUUUCUUGCUCUCUGUUGCAUUCAUGCGCGCCUUGUUCCUGCCCGGUCUGCCACAAGCUAUCCCGGAUUUGGUGAAGCUUUCUGGAUUCGCGCGCUCAUUUGAACCACUAAUCUACUAUUCGGAGAAUGGAGUGCAACAGAUUGGGACCUUGCAAGAAACAGGCGUUGCGGUCUGGGAUCUGAGCGAAUCGGUGCGCGGAACGAACAUGACCAGUGCACCUAUCAUCGUCGGCCAGCUCGACGAGUUAUCCGACUCUCUGAAAUCGCUCUCCCUAGAGUUGACUCGAUUCUUCGCAAAUGUUGACUCCGAUAUCGAUUCGAUCUUGAUCGUGAUGGACUGGGCCAAACGCGAACUAGAAACCCUCUCUGCCCAACCGCCGAGUACUCUACCGACAAUCGUCUUCGAUAACGUUCACAACAUGCUAUCCCGCCUCGGUGCCCUCGAACGCACCGGUGAAGUCUCAGACGGCAGUGUCUCAGCAACGACAACGACAACGGCAUUCGGCCACAUCGUCAUGGCUGUCCUAGGUCCAACAUCCGCUCAGCGCACCCGCGCAACCAUAACCCGCACAUUCACCGAGUUCCUGUCCGUAUUAGAAGAAUCCAUAAACAGCGAACUCACCCACUCAACCGCCCUAUUCGCCCUAUUCGAGUCCAUAGACCGCCAAUUCCUGAAUCUCCAACGCACUGUCGUCCGCGAAUCAGACGCCCAAGAGCGCGCUGAAGGCGAAAUGCUAAGUUCCCUAUGGACCCGCGUCCUCGGCCCAGACGCAGUAGCCGUUCGCAAAUAUGAAAAGAACAAGCGCCUCCUCGCCAACGUCCGCAGUCGCACAGUCGCGAAUAAACAUCUCCUCGUUGAUCACCGCGGUCGUCUGCUGACACUGAAAGUUAAUCUGGAGACAUUGCGACGGAAACUCGUAAGUCCACUCGUGCGCCGUAAUGAUUCUGUCAGCUUCAUGGGCGUGGACGGCAAUUCCGCUGGAGCAGCAAGUUCCCAUUCUGCAGGACGCAUGCUUGGACCCGUCGAGUCUGUAAUCGACGGUCAAAUCCGUGGUUUGGAAGGCACAUACGAUUAUCUCCGGUCUGUUCGUGAACGCCAGAAAGCAAAGCUCAUGGAGAUGGUAUAUGGAUCCGGCCGGAAACCAACCCGGUCCAUGUUUGGCGAGAUGGAUGAACAAGAUGACAUUGGGAUUGAGGGGGCAUAG
Molecule: messenger RNA, 1860 nt
Organism: Penicillium longicatenatum
Lineage: Eukaryota; Fungi; Ascomycota; Eurotiomycetes; Eurotiales; Aspergillaceae
Exons: 2
Coding region: 1-1860 (619 amino acids)
Source: RefSeq, a predicted model, not a curated record